GCGAUGGCCUAUCAGGGUUUCACUGCAGAGUAUUUGGGGAUCCCCGCCGUGACGCGCGCCUACACCACCGCCUGCGUCAUCACCACCGCUGCCGUGCAACUGGAUCUCCUCACGCCUUUCCAGCUGUACUUCAACCCGGAUCUCAUUUUCAGAAAGCUGCAGAUCUGGAGACUCCUCACUAACUUCCUGUUUUUCGGGCCCUUGGGAUUCAGCUUCUUCUUCAACAUGAUAUUCCUGUACAGAUACUGCCGCAUGCUGGAAGAAGGCUCUUUCCGUGGAAGGACAGCAGACUUCAUCUUCAUGUUCCUUUUUGGAGGAUUUCUCAUGACACUUUUUGGCCUCUUUGCCGGCCUCUUUUUCCUCGGCCAGGCAUUCACCAUCAUGCUAGUGUAUGUGUGGAGCCGGAGGAACCCUUACAUCCGCAUGAACUUCUUUGGUCUGCUGAACUUCCAGGCUCCUUUCCUGCCAUGGGUCUUGAUGGGCUUCUCACUACUGCUGGGCAACUCCAUUCUCAUUGACCUUCUAGGAAUUGCUGUGGGACAUGUCUAUUACUUCCUUGAGGAUGUCUUCCCCAACCAGCCUGGAGGGAAGAAAUUGCUACUUACUCCAGGAUUCCUGUAACUUGUGUUCGACCCUCCAGAGGAGGAUCCUAACUACAACCCCCUCCCCGAGGAGAAUCCUAACUAUAACCCUCUCCCCGAGGAGGAACCUGCACCUGGUCAAGACCAAAACCAACCGUAGCUACCAUAGCAAUUAAGGCACAGUAAUAUCCCCUGCCUUAUAUGGUGCUGAAUCCAGAUACAGAUUGCCAUCACAGCAGUGCUGAUUUGUAUUCUCGUGCCACUCUCCUCCCUUCAACCGGCAAGCUGUGUUGCGGCUCAGGAGAUGGAAGGAGAACGCCAUUGAAGUGUUGAAUGUUGCAGAGGACUGGAAGAUGCAUUUGCUGAACUCCCUGGGAAGUUCCAGGCAGAAGACUCUACAGACUGAGCAUCUGAAACCAG
Euleptes europaea (tarantolino) is the source of this 1001-nucleotide messenger RNA. It is a transcript of the gene DERL3, whose product is annotated as derlin 3. Gene Ontology annotation, molecular function: misfolded protein binding; ubiquitin-specific protease binding. Gene Ontology annotation, biological process: endoplasmic reticulum unfolded protein response. NCBI's taxonomy places the organism in Eukaryota, Metazoa, Chordata, Lepidosauria, Squamata, Sphaerodactylidae. The record is from RefSeq and is a predicted model, not a curated record. The coding region runs from base 4 to 621 and encodes 205 amino acids. The transcript has 7 exons. Gene Ontology annotation, cellular component: Hrd1p ubiquitin ligase ERAD-L complex; endoplasmic reticulum membrane.